AACACCUGCUACAUGAACUCCAUCCUGCAGGUGCUCAGCCACCUCCAGAAGUUCCGCGAAUGUUUUCUGAACCUCGACCCUUCCCAGACCCAACAGCUGUUUCCCAAGGCCCCCAACGGGAAGGCUCCGCUCUCGGGCAGGCCCGCCGGCGGCUCGGCCACCGAGCUGUCGGCCAGGAGCGAUGGGGCCGAGGCGUGCGAGCGGGAGGGCCUCUGCUUCAACGGCGGGGCCUCCAUCAGCAGGAGCCUAGAACUCAUCCAGAACAAGGAGCCGAGCUCAAAGCACAUUUCCCUCUGUCACGAACUGCACACCCUCUUCCGAGUCAUGUGGUCCGGGAAGUGGGCCCUGGUGUCGCCCUUCGCCAUGCUUCACUCGGUGUGGAGCCUGAUCCCCGCCUUCCGCGGCUAUGACCAGCAGGAUGCGCAGGAAUUCCUCUGCGAGUUGUUGCACAAAGUGCAGCAAGAGCUCGAGUCCGAGGGCACCACGCGCCGGAUCCUCAUCCCCUUCUCCCAGAGGAAGCUCACCAAACAGGUCUUAAAGGUGGUGAACACCAUAUUCCACGGGCAGCUACUCAGUCAGGUCACAUGUGUAUCAUGCAAUUAUAAAUCCAAUACCAUUGAGCCCUUUUGGGAUCUGUCCCUGGAAUUCCCUGAACGGUAUCACUGCAUAGAAAAGGGGUUUGUCCCUUUGAAUCAGACAGAGUGCCUGCUCACUGAGAUGCUGGCCAAGUUCACAGAGACAGAGGCCCUGGAAGGGAGAAUCUACGCUUGUGACCAGUGUAACAGCAAACGACGAAAAUCCAAUCCCAAACCCCUUGUUCUGAGUGAAGCUAGAAAGCAGUUAAUGAUCUACAGACUACCUCAGGUCCUCCGGCUGCACCUUAAAAGAUUCAGGUGGUCUGGCCGUAAUCAUCGAGAGAAGAUUGGGGUCCAUGUCGUCUUUGACCAGGUAUUAACCAUGGAACCUUACUGCUGCAGGGACAUGCUCUCCUCUCUUGACAAAGAGACCUUUGCCUAUGAUCUCUCCGCAGUGGUCAUGCAUCACGGGAAAGGGUUUGGCUCAGGACACUACACAGCCUAUUGCUACAACACAGAGGGAGGUUUUUGGGUCCACUGCAAUGACUCAAAGCUGAAUGUAUGCAGUGUCGAGGAAGUGUGCAAAACUCAAGCCUACAUCCUUUUUUACACUCAAAGAACAGUUCAGGGCAAUGCAAGAAUUUCAGAAACCCAACUCCAAGCUCAGGUGCAGUCCAGCAACAACGAUGAGGGCAGACCACGGUCCUUCCCCUGAAUGGGAGGCACGUUUCAAGGACUGGCUUGCUUUUAAACUAUUGGUGUUCGUAUAUCUUUCCUCUUACAGGAAAUAAGGUUUAGUGCAGGAACAGAGUACUAGGUUUGCCUCACUGGGGCUACAGCAGAGAAGGUGCUAGGUGACUCAUGUUCUGUCAUAAAAUCUGUAGUCACUUUCUUUUGAAUGGAUUUGGGAAUUCCCUCCUUUGAUAACAAAUCAAAAGGAGUAACUUCUAUGAAGAUUCUUUCAUCAGUUGCUUCUGAAUAGAGAGGAUCUGGGUGGAGGAAAGAGGGGGUAAAUUGAUCAUAUGCAGCCGGGAGAGCAGCCAUGUUUUCUUUCCAUUACGCGAUUCCCCCACUAAUCAGGACUUCCUUGCGGCCCCAGAAGAACCCUCCUGAUGUGAGCAGCCCUGGACAGAGCACGUGAGGUGGGGCCCUGGGCUGGCAGUUUGCUGGAUGGGAUUGGUUCCAAGGCAAGAGGUGAAUAAUGCUUUGUCCCCACAAAGGAAGUAAAGGGUUGAAACCCCUUUCAACCCCACAAAGAGUUGAAAACUUCCAGACUUCCUUUUUUUAGGGGAUAGCAGUGGAAGAGUGGAAUGGGAUGCAUAGAGCAAAUUUGCCCCAUGCAAAACGGGAGGUUUUUCAAGUGUCCUACCCUCCCUGGCUGCUGCUGUCAUUUAAUCAUUCCACGUCGUCUUGAGACUGGCAUGAACGUCCCUUCAUUCUAAAGAAGGAGCAGUUCAUAUGGGGAAGCAAUAAACUGGUCCAUGACUUGUUCUUUGUUGCAUGCUGAGCCUAAGGGCACCCCUGGCUACCCAGUUCUGUAGCAUGUCUCUGGUUCGGGUGUAGGGUAAGCACAUGGUUUGGUGUAAAUUGGUCAUUAGGCCAGUUGUCUGAGGCUGUCUCAGAACUCAGUUGAGGGUAGGCAGGGAUAGCUGGUGGUCCAGGCCUUAUCUGAAUGCCCAUCACCUGUUCUCACCUUGGUGCAGCAUGCAGCUUUUCUUAGCCUGCAGCUUCUUUCUUGCACCUGGAGGGCUAGAACAUUCUUGUUCAGCACAAGGUUUGGGAACUUCUGCUUUCCUAGGGCUUAGGAAUCUGCCCCCAUAUGUCCGAACAGUUCAUGCUGCUGGUCCUGGCCUGUUUCCUCCCAAAUUUGAUAAUCCCUACUGUUUGUUUACCCACCUACACUCAGUCCAUCGGAGAGGAAAAAAAAAAAAAAGAGUGCCCUGUCCUUUACUUAAGUGCUAGUGAAAUACAUAUUUCUUUUUAUACGGGGUCAGUUUCUAAGUGGAAUGAAAUUGCCUGGAUGGAAACCCUCCUCCUCAUCAGGCACUACUGAAUUUCCCUUCUCAGUCCUGCAGUAAAAGUGAACGCAAACCGGAACUCUGACUGCGGGGGCUGCUGCAGCCCGCCUCAGCCUGUCACUAUGAAUGCUCAUCUUCUGACUGAGUGUAUCAUAUUAAUGUUUCAAUUCAGGUAGAAGUCACAGUUGUCACUUGAAGGAACCAGAUGUGGAGGGAGUUUGGGGAACGGUGGGAGGUUGGGAAAAGAGCGGGUAAGAAUGAGAGUCGUAGCUUGGGGGGGGUGUUGAUGAGCCCCAUUUCCAGAGCAGAUCUGUAGCAUUUGCUGUUGACCUCUUUUGAGAUGGACUCUCCCAUAGGACCUGUCAGACAGCACUGAGACAUGGAGGAAAUUCAGACAGAAAAUGGCUCACCCUGAUAAAGAAGGGGGAGUGAUUAUAUUUUAAAUUAAACUUGCUUUUUCCAACACUG
This is a messenger RNA of Leptonychotes weddellii (Weddell seal), 3061 nucleotides long. RefSeq names its product ubiquitin specific peptidase 49 (gene USP49). The record is from RefSeq and is a predicted model, not a curated record. Gene Ontology annotation, molecular function: zinc ion binding; cysteine-type deubiquitinase activity. NCBI's taxonomy places the organism in Eukaryota, Metazoa, Chordata, Mammalia, Carnivora, Phocidae. Gene Ontology annotation, biological process: protein deubiquitination.